AUGGACAGCAAAACUAUUGGAAUCCUAGGAGGUGGCCAGCUUGGUCGUAUGAUUGUUGAAGCAGCCCAUAGACUCAACAUCAAGACUGUCAUUUUGGAUGCCCCUCAAUCGCCAGCCAAACAAAUCAAUGCCCUUGAUGAACAUGUCGAUGGUUCAUUUACUGAUUAUGAGUCGAUUGCAAAAUUAGCUGAGAAAGUCGACAUUCUCACGGUUGAAAUUGAACAUGUUGAUGUUGAUGCGUUGAAAAAGAUUCAACUGAAAUUCCCCAAGAUUGAAAUUUACCCAUUGCCGGAAACUAUCAAAUUAAUUCAGGAUAAGUAUUUACAGAAGGAACAUUUGAUCCAGCAUGGGAUUUCUGUUACUGAUUCACAAGCCGUUAUUGAAAAUACCACUGAGAAUCUAUUGAAAGUCGGUCAACAAUAUGGAUAUCCAUUCAUGUUAAAGUCAAGAACUUUGGCUUACGAUGGAAGAGGUAAUUUCGUAGUCAAGGACGAAUCAUAUGUCGAAAAGGCUUUGGAGUUUUUAUCCGAUCGUCCAUUGUACGCCGAGAAGUGGUGUCCAUUUGCCAAAGAAUUGGCAGUUAUGGUUGUCAGAUCAAUUGAAGGCGAAGUGUUUUCGUAUCCUACCGUUGAGACUAUCCACCAAAACAAUAUAUGCCAUCUUGUUUAUGCACCAGCUAGAAUCAACGACACUUUGGCCGAAAAGGCAUCCAUCUUGGCCCAGAAUGCCGUUAAAUCGUUUCCGGGCUGUGGUAUCUUUGGAGUAGAGAUGUUUUUAUUAGACAAUGGCGAGCUAUUAAUCAAUGAAAUUGCCCCUAGACCUCACAAUUCGGGUCAUUACACCAUUGACGCUUGUGUUACUUCUCAAUUUGAGGCCCAUGUUAGAGCAGUGACUGGGUUGCCUAUGCCCAAAGGAUUCACAGACUUUUCCACCACCAUCACUAACGCCAUAAUGUUGAAUGUUUUGGGUGAUAAGGAAACACCAAAUAAGGAGUUGGAAACCUGUCGUCGUGCAUUGGAAACCCCUCAUUCGACGGUUUAUUUAUAUGGUAAAACCACUAGACCCGAGCGGAAGAUGGGACAUAUAAAUAUCGUGACUUCAUCGAUGGAUGAUGCUGAAAAUAGAUUGGCAUACAUAAUGGGCAAGAGUAGUGACAUCCCAGCAGCAGCAGGAUCAUCCAGCGGUGAAAAACAAAAACCUUUAGUUGGAAUCAUUAUGGGUUCAGAUUCAGAUUUACCAGUGAUGGCAGUAGGUGCUCGUAUUUUAAAGCAAUUUGGAGUUCCAUUUGAAUUAACCAUUGUUAGUGCUCAUCGUACCCCUCAUAGAAUGUCAAAAUAUGCAAUCGAAGCAGCACAGCGUGGGUUGAAAUGUAUCAUUGCUGGUGCUGGCGGUGCUGCUCAUUUACCGGGUAUGGUUGCCGCCAUGACCCCCUUGCCUGUUAUUGGUGUCCCGGUAAAGGGCUCGACCUUAGACGGAGUCGAUUCCUUGCAUUCGAUUGUCCAGAUGCCAAGAGGUAUCCCUGUUGCCACAGUCGCUAUAAACAAUAGUACCAAUGCUGCAUUAUUAGCCACAAGAAUCUUGGGCGCAGUUGAUGCUAAAUGGUUGAAUAAAAUGACGAGUUAUAUGAACAAUAUGGAGGAGGAAGUGUUGAAGAAAGCCGAAGUUGUGGAGGAGAUUGGAUAUGAAGAUUACCUUACUGACAAGUUGAAAAAAUAA
Messenger RNA from Lodderomyces margitis, 1716 nucleotides. It is a transcript of the gene ADE2, whose product is annotated as phosphoribosylaminoimidazole carboxylase. Gene Ontology annotation, molecular function: phosphoribosylaminoimidazole carboxylase activity; ATP binding; metal ion binding. Bases 1 to 1716 code for a protein of 571 amino acids. Gene Ontology annotation, biological process: 'de novo' IMP biosynthetic process. The transcript has a single exon. NCBI's taxonomy places the organism in Eukaryota, Fungi, Ascomycota, Pichiomycetes, Serinales, Debaryomycetaceae. The record is from RefSeq and is a predicted model, not a curated record.